AUGGCGGCUCUGAGGAGUUGGCUGUCGCGGAGCGUAUCCUCCUUCUUCAGAUACAGACGGAGUGUGCCUGUCGCGGCCAGCUUCAGGAGGCGCUGUUUCUCGGAGCUGAUAAGACCAUGGCACAAGGCGGUGGGCGUGGGAGUCGGUGUGACCCUGUGUGCGGUCCCCAUCGCGCAGAAAUCAGAGCCUCAUUCUCUCAGUAACGACGCACUAAUGAGGAGGGCUGUGUCUCUGGUGACAGAUAGCACCUCCACCUUUCUCUCUCAGACCACCUAUGCGCUGAUUGAAGCCAUCACAGAGUAUACCAAGGCCGUUUACACCUUAGUUUCUCUGUACCGACAAUAUACAAGUUUACUGGGGAAAAUGAAUUCACAGGAGGAAGAUGAAGUGUGGCAGGUGAUCAUAGGAGCCAGAGUUGAGAUGUCUUCAAAGCAGCAAGAGUACCUGAGGCUGGAGAAUACCUGGAUGACCGCAGUCAGUCUCUCAGAGAUGGCGGCGGAAGCUGCGUAUCACACCGGAGCAGAUCAGGCCUCCAUAACCGCCAGGAAUCACAUCCAGCUGGUGAAGUCGCAGGUGCAGGAAGUGCGCCAGCUCUCCCAGAAAGCAGAAACCAAGUUGGCAGAAGCACAGACGGAAGAGCUCCGUCAGAAAACACAGGAGGUGGAUGACCGGGCUGAGCCGGAGCAGGAGGCCUACCUGCGUGAGGAUUGA
Messenger RNA from Pipistrellus nathusii (Nathusius's pipistrelle), 711 nucleotides. NCBI's taxonomy places the organism in Eukaryota, Metazoa, Chordata, Mammalia, Chiroptera, Vespertilionidae. The record is from the annotation of a GenBank genome assembly.